AUGACAAGAUCUACAAAAUCUAUGCGUCCUCCGCCGACAUACGAAUCCAACGUUCUUCAUAGACUUCAUGCUCUGUUCGCACCUGCCCCUCAUCUCCAAAAUUCCAAUGCGGAGGAAACCAAGAGAAGUAACACGGAUGCUGGCGAGGAAGUGAAGGAGAAAAUAGUUGAUAGAGACGCCAUAAAGGUUAUGGUGGUGACUUGGAAUAUGGGAGAUGCUGUGCCCAAAGGGGAUCUCUCAGUUCUCUUCGGUAACGUCCCCCAAUACAGUCCUACUUCUCCAAUCGACGGACUUCCAGAUCUUGGAGUGGAAGAUUCACAUCCUUAUCAUAUCGUCGUCGUUGCAGGACAGGAAUGCCCAACACAUUCUGGUGUUCCUCGUGGUUUAGGAGGAGGUCUCAUGAAAGGUGUCAGUAUGACUGGUCAUCGAAAAGAUAAAGAUAAGGAACAGAAAGAGUUGACUGUGGAUAUGGAGAAAGAAGUUUCAGGAGAGUUGAAAUCACCUAAUGGAGAGUUAAAAGCUUUACCACCUCUGCCCAAAGGUUAUGAUAUGGAUGAAGGGAUAGAUGGAGAGGGAAAAUCAAGAACUGCUUCACCACUCACUCCGGGAGUACAUAGGUCCAGCAAAGGCUGGAGCACAAUGUUAGAUGAAUGGUUCUGCGGUCCCGCACCGGAAAUCAAAAGUGGUUUCUCCACUCCUGUCCUUACAGAUUGGACCUCUGGCAAUUCUAGUUCACCCUUUGGCCUUACUUCUCAACCACCCCAAAUGUCACGAUCAAACUCCGCUCCCACUACUCCCAAAAUCAGCUCUCCUAUGCUCAUACCUCGUCCAAACGCAACCCAUCAUCUUCCAUUACCUCUGGCUACAUCUCCUUUGGGUAGAUCUCAAUCAUCUCUCAGUUCAUCCGGAACAUCAAGUGAUGAAGCCGAAGCUUCAUACGCCAAUUUUCUCUCCGUUCCCAAAGACGCCUCUGGGUUGUUACCCCACAAAUUGUCAUCCGGAUCGUUGAGACAGAAACCGGAAAAACUGGGCAUAGUCAUUCCCCCUUCCCCAAACCCUGGCGCUAUGGGUGGGGGAGAGAAAUGCUAUGUUCAUGUGGUCAAAGAACGUUUGAUGGGGAUGUAUCUAUCUGUUUAUGUGUACAAAGGAUGUCAGCAUCUCGUACAAGGAGUCGACAAGGAUUUCGUUACUGCGGGAUUAGCAGGAGGCCGACUAGGUAAUAAAGGUGGAAUGAACUCUUCGGCUGAUCGAGUAAGUGGGAUAAGUUUGAAAUUGGCAGAUCACACAUUUUUGUUCGUGAAUUCGCAUCUGGCCGCACAUACCAGUCGUCAACAUGCUCGUUUGGCCAAUAUAGAGAAGAUCAAAAGCGAUCUUCGGCUGGAUUGUUUUUUGCCCAAAGACGAUCCCAGAGCGAACGAGAAAGAUAUUACGGAUAAGUUUGACACAGUCUUCUGGUGUGGCGAUUUGAACUUCAGAGUCGACUUGUCGAGAUUACAUGCGGAGUGGCUGGUGGAGCAAAAGAAAUAUGCCGAAGCCUUGAUGUGGGAUCAGUUGAGGAAUGCCAUGAUGAACUCUUCUUCAAACCCUUUCCCUGGAUUCCAAGAAGCGACCAUUGACUUUCCUCCGACUUUCAAGUAUGAUGUCUGGAAAUCUAUCAAGGCCACCGCGCGAGAACAACGAAGAUCGCUACGUCGGCGCAAUACGAAUGAAUCACCUCACAGACCCUCCUCCAGCGAACCCGGUACAAGACUACUUGAUCAUGUUCCCGAGGCGGAUGAUCAUGAAGAACUUGCUGGAGAAACGGAACCCUGUGACGAAGGCAACGUCACUGACAACUCUGGUCGUCGAUCAUACGAAUCCUACGCCAACUCCCGAACCAACUCCUUCAAUGGCACAGAUCCUGACGACGAAGAAUCCGACAUUGUACCCACAUACGGCGCAGGAGCUUACGGUUCCCGUCAUAGAGCUUUGGAAGCAGCGGUCAAAGUCAAGACCAAACAUUUUUUAAGUUUGAUCAAGCUAGAUGCCGUGUUGACCCCUCCGCGUAAAGGAAGAAGAAAAGUAAAUCGUGCAGAAUCAAGAGAGUUCGAGGAUACAUCCAGAAGAACAUCUGUUUCAUCUUUGGCUUCUGGUAAACAUUCCGGGGAGAUUGGGAUUCAUGACGAUCCGUUAUUUUCGACGUCUGGUAGUCCGGCAAAUGUGAUGAGAGGGUCAGCAGGGAUGAGUUCUGGCAGUGUGGCGAAAUUGAGUAGGUUGACUUCUCUCAAAAGGUCUGUUUCGGGGAGAGCGACGAGGAAGGUGGAUGAUGAUUGUGAUGAGGACGAUGAAGAGGUGGAUACGAGGGAAGGUGUGUAUGAUAGUUCAAAGAAGCAAAGGGUACCGAGUUGGUGCGAUCGAGUUCUUUGGAAAGCCCAUAUCAUUCCUGAUCCUUCUUCUUCGGAUCACCUGAUGCCACCCCCGUCCCUGUCUAGAGACAGAUUCUCACGUUUAUCCCAAGCCUUCACACACUUCGGAGAUCAUUUUCGUCCUGGACGUAGUACUUCCAUCGAACCCGCGCAUAUCGAUCGUGUAAGAAUCAACCGACCCCUUCCUCCUACUCCACCUCAUGAUCCUGAUUCUCCAAAUCAAUUCGUCGCUUCACCCAUUGACUCUACUCUCUCGUCUCGCUCACCAACCACCGGAACCGGUCUAGUACCUCGACCCAAACCUACUCUGAUGAUUAAAUCACCCACAAACGAUUCACCCACACCAAAAAGACAUCCAUUGUUGAAUGGAGAAAAUUGGAGUCCACCAUCUCAACCAUCAAUAACAUUUGAUCGAGCUUCUUCUCACGAUAGAUCUUUCUCUUCUCCUGUUAAUCCCAAUCUUAGGAGAAGAGCCAAUUCUGAUUUAUCCCGAUCAGCGCCUAGAUCUCAAACUAUGAUAUCACCCAGUAUAUCCGCAGGUCCGAUGGAACUUGGUUCUCCCAUUCACACAGAAGCAUCUUCAAGUCAUCUAAGUCCCUUCGUAGAUCGUCCCCAUACAAAUGGCGCGUCAUCGGAAUAUGUAACUUCGAAAAGUUCAUCAAACCAUAAUUGGAGGAGGACUCAAACUAUCGGAGUCAGUCAUUUGGGUCAAGAAGGACAUGAUGAUCGAAAUAGUUUUUCAAGAUUUAUCAAAGAUAUGUCAAGACCUAGUUGGUUAAUCCCAAGAGGAAAUCUCGGACCGGGGUUGUCCCGUCAGACAAGUCAUGUGAUAGGAUCAGAAGAUGGGAAAGUGAAAAGACAUCAAAGAGGUGAAGUCGUGUGCUUGCAUUAUGGAACUAUUGAUGAUGCUGGAAUGAGACAGUUGGAAGGUAGAAGUGAUCAUAGACCUGCUAUAUUUUCUUGUGCUGUUUACGUGUAAUGACCAGUGUAUAAGGAAUCCGAUAGGCGGAGAUGGGGAAGAGGCAGAUUGUGAAGAGACUUUGGACAUAAGAGUGAAAGAGUCGAGUGCACGGUCAGAUGAGUCGAGGAGAAACUCAAAAUGAGACGAGGAGAAGGAUCAGGGAAGUCGAGGAAGACGGGAAAGAUAGAAUGGAUUGACGGAAUCAUGAGACUGUAGCGAUCUAUACAUUAUUUUGAUUUAAACGAUUGAACGAUUACCCCUUCAGGGUAGAAAUAGAUGCAUGUCAUAAUUGUC
Tremella mesenterica DSM 1558 is the source of this 3660-nucleotide messenger RNA. RefSeq lists its product as uncharacterized. NCBI's taxonomy places the organism in Eukaryota, Fungi, Basidiomycota, Tremellomycetes, Tremellales, Tremellaceae. The transcript has 10 exons. Bases 1 to 3384 code for a protein of 1127 amino acids. The record is from RefSeq and is a predicted model, not a curated record. Gene Ontology annotation, biological process: phosphatidylinositol dephosphorylation. Gene Ontology annotation, molecular function: phosphatidylinositol-4,5-bisphosphate 5-phosphatase activity.